GGCAAAGAUAACAAAACCAUUUCGCUGCAUAUUGGGAUACCUAUUCAGUACAGUUUAUAAAUAAUUCGUUGUGGAAGAUUUAAUGGUUUCAUACCUAAAGGAAAGCUAUGUGUCUUCAUUAAUAUUUUAAGAUCGUUCAGGAAAGUGGAAUAAUGUGCGUCAUAAUAACGUCUGUCACUGUUUUCUAGCAGUUUAAAUUCCUGUUGGUAUAGGCGACGUUUGUGAUUGAAAACUCGACUUUCUUUACGUUUGGAAUUAGCCAUAAAUGUACCAACAUUUCAAACGUCUGUUAAUUAACCAGAAACUAUGGUUCCUGAUGGAGUGACCAGAACUUCGUCGCAGACCCCAUCUAGACAGCUAGUGUUAGGGCUUUGCUGAUCUCGCGUUACACAUUGUUACCAACCGCUAUAUGACAACGUGGCUAUUUAAUUGGAAAUUGUAUUAUUCCUUUGGCAAAAGGUUUUUUUCAGUAGCGUGCAGUUUGUGUAUAACAUACAGCUGUAUUGUAUUGGGAGAGUGUAAAUAUUCCCACCCACUGUUUGAGCCUGAGGAUUAUAACAAUCUCGGAAUGUCCCUAAUACCUGGAGUAUGAUGAAUGGUUUACAUUAAGUUAACCAAACACAUGUAAGGUGUGUUUGAUCUCGUCGAGGCCUACCAGUACACCGGAACAGGGAUUACAUAUGCCUACACCUGUCUGUGCUAAUGUAACGGGCGGUAGUAUGCACGAAGACAGCGUCCUAUGUAUACGGACACCCAAUGGAGUACAAAUUGGCCCUAUCCGAGUUCCGGUGGCCAAUACGUACGAUGUGGAUAACGAAUACGACAACAUAAUGAACAAGGCCUUACGGUCUUACAAACUACAUAGGGACAAAGAGAGGGCGGACACUCGACAAAAACUGCUCAAAACCGCCUACAAGAAACGUUGGCAUGUCCCCCACGCCCCCUCUAGGCCGGUUACCCCAGACCGGAAACCACGCCCUAAAUCAUCAUUGCCUCCCAAGAUGGACGCCAUCAAGGAGGUUCUGGAGGCCAAUACAACCAACGAAAGUUACGACAGUACGGAACCGAAGAAGCCGGUUGACGUAAAGCGCGUGACAUUAUCAAUGGACGCUCCAUCAAUGUCCAACUCGUUUAUGCGGCGGAAUCAGACAAGUCAGGCGUGGUACAGUCAUAGCUGUCCCUCUACUAGUUACCUCAACAGUCACAUGAUGCGGCAGUACCAGUCGAGCGGAUCUGCUAGUCCCUCUUCAUCAACGUCUAGUAAAUCUUAUUCUGGCUCCGGUGCAUCAACAAGAGCCUCGUAUUCACCCCAGCUCAAGAAAAAGACUGAGUCGUCGCCCAAAAAGCGACCUGAAUCUGCAAAGACAAAUUAUUCUUAUGAUGGAGGUAUUUUCGUACCCAAUAAACCAAAACAUGACUACUUUGUGAUCCACCCUGAUUGGGUGUCAGAGGCCAUGUCCAUACAGAAAUUAAGUCUGAAGGAGCGCCGCCCUGUCAGUAGGACUGGUACUUGGCCGGGCAGGCGUUGUAAAAGUGCUCCCCCUCCCAAACUUCGUAACCCUAUCACAUGGGACGUUGUUCAUGGGGUGGACCAUAAGUAUUGAAAUAAAGGUGUACGUAUAGCAUCACAGGUAUAAAAUAAAUGCCAUAGUUCGUGCAAGCGCUGUGAAAUAAUGGGAUUAAUGGCGACCAAUCAUGUUCAUGUCGUGUCUUAGCUUGUCGAGCUGUUAUAAACGCAAUGCUGCAUUUAAAAUCAGGAGGACAUGUGGAGCUGAUGUCAUGCGCGUAUCGCUGUCUUUGUUGCAUUUAUAGUAUACUAUUACUUCACGCACAUACAUUGUGACUUCCGGUGCAUAUACAUUGUAGCGGGCAUUUUGCUUUCCGGUCUACAACAUAUAGUCUGGAUAUAUUGAAAGCACUGUGACUUCCGGUCAACGCACAUGCACUGUGGCUUCACAUAGGCAACACUGGUUAUGUAGCAAGCACAGACCUUUAAUCAAGAACAUGGAUACUGGUUACGUAGCAAGCACAGACUUCCAAUCAACAACAGGGAUACUAAAUAUAUAGCAUUCGUUGUGACUUCAGAUUGCCAACAUUUAUGUAAACAAUGGAUAUAAAGCAAACAUUGAUUGUCGAAGCUGGCCAGAGAUGGGUGGAAGUUGCUUGUGACGGAAGCUUGACAAGGAACAGAAACAUGUAAUUCCAGUGUCUACAUUUUAGGUUAGUUAAGAUGGCGUGGUCUCCUCAAUAGUUGAGGAGAUCUGCUUGGACAAUAUCCGGACAUCAGUUAGGAUGAUUUGUUUACGAGUAUAGUAUAUCAGUUAGAGCACUCUCCACUUUCCUUAUACAUAACUGACAUUACAACAGCUGGACCUAAUUUCAUGUAGACGUUUCAUUUUGUCAAAACUGUCUUAGCAAUAGUUGUACAAAUAAGACUUUUGAAUAGCAUGAAUAGUUGUAGAUCUUUUAAGUUGUUUUAACGUUUUAAAACAGUUCUUAUAAUUUUUAAAAGUUAAGGUGAAGCCAUAACUUCAUUUUCAUGGAGAAAAUUGACAUAAUAACUUACAUUCUCUAGUCAUUCUUUCAUUAGAUAAAGAUCUAUAGAAGUUAAGAGUUUGUACGGUUAAAACAGUUCAUCGUUGAAUUUAAACAUAUGUAAUCUGUAAGUAUAAAAUUAUGGAGUUUUGCAACAUGUUGUUAUGGUAACUAUCAGGAUUGAACCCGAAGGAUUAACGAGAAUCAGCACCUUCCUGAUUAAGUUUCCAGUACGCUGAUUUGACGAGGGGAACAAGUGUCCUUAUCACGGAUGUAUUGCCAUUUCCAUCAUUUCUGUGUCAUCUACAGGACAUGCGCGAGAGAAUGUAUUUGUAAGAAUUAACAUUUCGAUAUAUAUCUAUAUAGUAACCUUGACCCUGAUAUUUCUGUCUCCGACAAAUUAUCAGGCAUAAUGGAUUUUACAGAUUAAUGAGACAUUUAGUGUCACGGUAGGAUAUGGCUACCUUUCUGUUACCUAUACACAAUUUCCAAAAUCGUUCCGCUACCAUACUGUAGCAUAUACCCCCAUUUAGUAGAUUUCCGAUUGCUUCCUUUUAAAUUUAUCUCCCUUCAAAAAUAAUUCCUAUACAUUUAUGCAAAUGUGCAAUGUGUCAGGUAAAAUAUACCCUGAACUCUAGCAUAUAUCACAGAUACAACGUGUAAGGUAGGAUAUCACUUAAACACAUAGCUCAUGGUCAAUGUGUAAGGUAGCAUAUAUUCUUAACUUUAACACAAAUCAAGGUUUUAAUGCGUAAAGUAAUAAAAAUCUAUAUAACAAUGUGUAGCUCUAUCCCGGAUUAUUAAGACUCCGUUGUACCAGGUCGGUGGCGUGCGAGGUUUGUACAUGUGUAUGUGUUGUUUUCACUUGGCAGUGAUAUUUGUACGACGUAUGGUCACUAUUGAAAAGUGACGAUCUGUAUUAUUGCGCGAUUUAUUUGCAUAGAAAAUUAAAGUCAUUCCUUUCUCGUA
Messenger RNA from Mizuhopecten yessoensis (Yesso scallop), 3504 nucleotides. RefSeq lists its product as uncharacterized. Bases 681 to 1604 code for a protein of 307 amino acids. Lineage: Eukaryota; Metazoa; Mollusca; Bivalvia; Pectinida; Pectinidae. The transcript has 4 exons. The record is from RefSeq and is a predicted model, not a curated record.